AUGUGGGAGCCACUGACCGAGCUUCUUCACCAUUUCGAGAAAUCGCAGUCCAUUGCUCACGGUGAACAGCGAACAGCUAAGACUGUUAGCAAAAUACCGCACACCUUCAUAUGGAUGUUGCUCCGCCAGAUUCUUCAGUUCGUCGAACGAUAUUGCAGUCGGUCGACCAGAGCGAGGCUCAUCUUCGAGUUUCUUGUUUCCGGCUUUGAAGCGAUGGACGCACAGACCGCUCAGAAGGGGCUUCAGUGCCGAAUACUCGACUAUAGCUUCGAUGGGCUUCAGCAGCGGGGUGGCCAGAUUCGAACUCGUAAAUACGUACGUGUCGAAUAUGAGUGGAAUGUUCGGCCAUUAUAG
Molecule: messenger RNA, 354 nt
Organism: Necator americanus (New World hookworm)
Lineage: Eukaryota; Metazoa; Nematoda; Chromadorea; Rhabditida; Ancylostomatidae
Exons: 1
Coding region: 1-354 (117 amino acids)
Source: RefSeq, a predicted model, not a curated record